Cryptosporidium muris RN66 is the source of this 888-nucleotide messenger RNA. Its product is annotated as 3' exoribonuclease protein, putative. Gene Ontology annotation, cellular component: nuclear exosome (RNase complex); nucleolus; cytoplasmic exosome (RNase complex). NCBI's taxonomy places the organism in Eukaryota, Apicomplexa, Conoidasida, Eucoccidiorida, Cryptosporidiidae. The record is from RefSeq and is a predicted model, not a curated record. Bases 1 to 888 code for a protein of 295 amino acids. The transcript has a single exon. Gene Ontology annotation, biological process: nuclear mRNA surveillance; rRNA catabolic process; U4 snRNA 3'-end processing.
AUGAAAGAUGUUGAGGCAUUUAUGCCAUUACCAGUGUUUACUAAGGAAAGAUUUAAUAAAAAUAACUCUUCCGAACAUGAUGUAGUCCAUUCCAAUAAUUCAAAAGACAUGUUACAUAGUUCAUCAAAUUAUAUACGUAAUGAUUCACGUAUUCCAAAUGAAGUCAGACCAAUAAACAUAAAAACAGGUACUGUUGCUACUUGUGAUGGCUCUGCUUAUUUUUCAAUUGGUAGAACGCGUGUAUUAUGUACUAUUAAUGGCCCGAAAUUAACUAAAUCUUCUUUAAAUGAAAUUGGUUUAUCAGUUACAGUUGAUUAUCGUUUAAGUCCCUUUUGUAAAAAAAUGAGACAGUAUGGAAAUAUAAACAAAAGUAAUUUAAAUACAGAUUAUAAAGCUGAGGAAAAAUACCAAUCUUUAACUCUGGAGAAAGUUAUUCAGUCAAUUAUUUGCCGUGAAAAAUAUACAAGGAUGAGUAUAGACUGUUAUAUAUACAUUAUUGAGGAUGAUGGUUGUGCAUUGUCAGCUGCUAUAUCAUGUUUAUCUUUAGCUUUAUGUGAUGCUAAAAUUGAAAUUAUAGGAUUAUUUUCAUCAGUUACUGUGAUCGCAAUUCCUAAUAAUUCUGAAGUCAAAUCUGACUGUAAAUACAUAUGUAUACUUGAUCCAACAUAUGAUGAGAUCAAUCUUGAAAAUUCUAACAUUUCCGAAUUAAGUAUUGGACUAUGUACUUUGCGUAAUCAAGUAGUACAUUUAUCAGCAAAAGGUUCUGCCUUUGGGGAUAUCCAGACAUCAAAAUUAAUGUUUUCCUUAGCAGAAGCAGCUUGUACUGCAAUUACGAACGAAAUGAAAGAACACCUUAUUUCUGAAGAAAAGAUAAAGCAAUAUGAUUAA